AAGUAGGACAUCUGCUGUACAGAAUUCAAGUCGUCUUGCUUUACGUUCUUUGUUUUUAUUGUUCCGCUUAAUUCAACCUGAAUAAUUAUUUUAAACGCAAUAAAAUAUGAAAAAGGGAUAUAAAGUUACAGAUGUAAAAAGAGUGAAGAAAAUUGGAGUAGCCGCCGAGAACCUGAGCGAACUUAUUGAAAAAUCGCGCAAAAAGUUAGGUUUCAAUGUCAGCGCGGAGUGUCGGCUCUACGUGGCUGAGGACGGCACGCAGGUAGAUGACGACGAGUACCUGAACACUCUGCCUCCGCAGACUCUCUUCAUAUUGUUACAGAACACAGAAAAAAUGGUAACUGACUUUGCCUACUACUACAGCAUGAUACGCACAGAAAAGAAAGAUUAUAUCGACACAGGCAUGGCUGCUAAGGAAUUCCUUGAUGGCAAUCUCAAAGAUAAGUUUAAGGUCUUCCAAAGGUAUAUUGCAGCAGCUAAUGAUGCCAAAACAAUGCUUAGCGAGAGGACACAAGAUCAAGAGUGGUUUGAAGGACUCGAGCCAUCAGAAAAGACAAAAGAACAUUCAAUGUCGAAACGCGUUAAAGAACGUAUGAGGGGCUACUAUUACAAGACCAAGUCAGCGUUGCAGUCUUCGGAGUUAUACGUUCACUCGAAAAAUGGCCGCGGUAAGAAACUGAUAGACCAGUUCCUAUUAGACUUACGGAAAAUCCUCGAAACGAAUAAAUAUAAUGAAGGUUAUUUUAAUAGGAAGGACAAGGUUGUGCGCAUAUGCAAUGAAAAUGGGUUGUUCCAAUGCGGUGGGUUGUGGAACAAAAAUAAAUGUAGUUACGAAGGUGAACACGUGAUAAAUCCAUAUAGGAGUCGCGAAGAACGAAUUAUAUUUCAAACGUGGAAUUUGGAUCAUAAAAUUGAACUGUCACGUUCGAUAACUCCGAACAUUUUGCAAGCUAUCGAGAGGCUUUCUAAUGGAGAUGUCAAAUGUAUAUCCUGCGAGAGAGACACGACUCAGGGUUAUAUUGAAACUGAUAGAUAUUAUUUACAGAUUUUCACUCGAGAAAAUUUGAAAUUGGUUCACAUUGUGUGCCAUUAUAAAGGCAAGCACGACGCACACUCAAAUCUAUAUACAGUGUGUGGAAAGUGCUCCGGAGUUAAAAGUAUUGAAUAGUAUCAAUUUGUUUACAUCUGAAAUUGGGUUUAUUUUGCAUCGGUUAAUAGUUGAUUUUACUGUCUAAUAUUUAUACAAAUGUUUUUGUAAACGAAAUCCAACAUUAGUUCUGAGCGUUUUAAUAUCUCAUAUGAUUAUUAUUCAUCAGACAAAGAUAGCAUUUCUAAAUUUAUAACUACUUUGUUUGGACGUUAUAAGUCUUUCAAUUCAUCCAUUACUUUUACAUUUUUAU
This is a messenger RNA of Pararge aegeria (speckled wood butterfly), 1400 nucleotides long. It is a transcript of the gene Drep4, whose product is annotated as DNA fragmentation factor subunit beta. The transcript is spliced from 4 exons. The record is from RefSeq and is a predicted model, not a curated record. Lineage: Eukaryota; Metazoa; Arthropoda; Insecta; Lepidoptera; Nymphalidae. Gene Ontology annotation, molecular function: DNA endonuclease activity. Gene Ontology annotation, biological process: apoptotic DNA fragmentation; apoptotic process. Bases 107 to 1168 code for a protein of 353 amino acids. Gene Ontology annotation, cellular component: nucleus; cytoplasm.